Triticum urartu is the source of this 3512-nucleotide messenger RNA. RefSeq lists its product as uncharacterized. Lineage: Eukaryota; Viridiplantae; Streptophyta; Magnoliopsida; Poales; Poaceae. Gene Ontology annotation, molecular function: protein binding; mRNA binding. The record is from RefSeq and is a predicted model, not a curated record.
AUGGUGAGGUACAGGGCGCUAUCAUCAUCACGGAUGCAGAGUACAAGCAGUGACCGCCACGGAUCCAGCCUCUGCUUCACCGACGCAGCCUCCUUCUUUGUUGUAUCUCCGGGCUACUGGUCCAUCUUUGACCGGCAGCGAGCCAUGCUUGGUAAUGUACACGCCAAGUUGAGUACACGCAAGGCCAUAGCAAAAAUUAUCGUCUCCCAAUCGUCAUGCCUCGCUUCUGUUCCACCGCGCCUCCGCCUCCGCCUCCGCCCUCGCCACUCCUCCACUUCCACAUCCACCUCGGCGCACUCACGCAUCUGGGAUCCCCACGCCGCCUUCGCCGCCGCGACGCAGCGGGCGCGCUCUGGCACGCUCACCACGGAGGACGCACACCACCUGUUUGACGAAUUGCUGCGGCAGGGCAAUCCUGUCCAGGAGCGUCCCUUGACUAAUUUUUUGGCUGCCCUCGCCCGCGCGCCCGGGCGCGCCGCACUCUGCAGCGAUGGCCCCGCCCUGGCGAUCGCCCUCUUCGGUCGUUUGUCCCGAGGCGCCGGACGAUGGGUGGUGCAGCCAAAUGUCUUCACCUAUGGCGUCCUCAUGGACUGCUGCUGCCACGCGUGCCGCCCGGAUCUGGCGCUCGCUUUCUUUGGCCGUCUCUUCAGGACGGGCCUGGAGGCAAACCAAGUCAUCUUCUGCACCCUCCUCAAGGGACUCUGCCACGCAAAGCGCUCAGAUGAGGCUCUGGACGUGCUGCUUCACAGGAUGCCUGAGCUGGGCUGCACCCCCGGCGUUGUGGCGUAUAACACGGUCAUCCAUGGCUUCUUCAAGGAAGGCCAAGUAGGCAAGGCGUGCAAUCUAUUCCAUGAAAUGGUGCAGCAGGGUGUUAUGCCUGAUGUGGUGACAUAUAACUCGGUUAUCGAUGCGCUGUGCAAGGCCAGAGCAAUGGACAAGGCAGAGUAUUUCCUUCGUCAAAUGGUUGAUGAUGGUGUCGUACCUGAUAAUGUGACUUAUAAUAGCCUCAUCCAUGGAUACUCCUCUUCAGGCCACUGGAAGGAGGCAGUUAGGGUAUUCAAAGAGAUGACAAGUCGGAGGGUUACACCAGAUGUGCAUACUUACAACAUGUUUAUAACCUUUCUUUGCAAACAUGGAAGAAGCAAAGAAGCUGCAGGAAUUUUUGAUUCCAUGGCUAUGAAGGGCCUGAAACCUGACAACGUUUCAUAUGCUAUUCUCCUUCAUGGGUAUGCCACCGAAGGAUGCUUAGUUGAUGUGAUUAAUCUCUUCAAUUCCAUGGCAACAGACUGUAUUCUACCUAACUGUCAUAUCUUCAGCAUACUGAUUAAUGCAUAUGCUAAAUCUGGGAAGCUUGAUAAGGCUAUGCUUAUAUUUAGAGAAAUGCAGAAACAAGGAGUGAGCCCAGAUGCAUUCACAUAUUCAACCUUAAUACAUGCAUUUUGUAAAAAGGGUCGGUUGGACGAUGCUAUGAUAAAGUUUAAUCAGAUGGUUGAUACAGGAGUACGACAGGGCACAGCUGUUUAUGGUUCUCUAAUCCAGGGUUUUUGUACACACGGCGAUUUGGUGAAAGGAAAGGAAUUGGUUACUGAAAUGAUGAACAAAGGUAUACCUCCUCCUGAUAUUAUGUUCUUCCAUUCAAUCAUGCAGAACCUAUGCACAGAAGGAAGGGUAGUAGAAGCACGGGAUAUCCUUGGCUUGAUAGCACACAUAGGUAUGAGGCCUAAUGUUUGCACAUUUACUAUACUGAUCGGUGGGUACUGCCUAGUCUGCAAGAUGGAGGAUGCAACAAAAAUGUUUGAGGAUAUGGUGUCAUUUGGUUUAGAACCUUGUAAUAUUACGUAUGGUAUACUUAUUAAUGGCUAUUGCAAAAAUAGAAGGAUUGAUGAUGGGCUUAUUCUGUUCCAAGAGAUGCUGCACAAGGGACUUAAACCUACAACUUUUAAUUAUAAUGUCAUACUGGAUGGGUUAUUUCUGGCUGGACGAACUGUUGCUGCAAAGGAAAAGUUUGAUGAGAUGGUUGAAUCUGGAGUAAGUGUGUGCACUGAUACAUAUUCGAUAGUUCUUGCUGGACUUUGCAGAAAUAAUUGUAGCGGCGAAGCCAUCACGCUAUUCCAGAAAUUAAGCGCAAUGGAUGUGAAAUUCAAUAUUAGAAUUGUCAAUAUCAUGAUUGAUGCCUUCUUCAGGGUUCAGCGAAAGCAAGAAGCUAAGGAUUUGUUUGCUGCAAUAACAGCCAAUGGGUUGGUUGCUAAUGUUUUUACCUACAGCCUAAUGAUGACAAAUCUUAUAAAAGAAGGGUCAGUGGAAGAGGCUGACACACUCUUUUUAUCGAUGGAGAUGAGCGGCUGUACUUCGAACUCGUGGAUGUUAAAUCUUAUUAUCAGAAGGUUGCUGGAAAAAGGAGAGAUAGUCAAGGCUGGAUGUUAUAUGUCUAAAGUUGAUGCGAAGAGCUACUCACUUGAAGCUAAAACUGUUUCGUUGCUGAUCUAUCUCUUUUCAGGGAAAGGGAAAUACAGAGAACACAUAAGAUUGCUACCUACAAAGUAUCAGUUUCUCGAAGAAGCAGCCACAGUUGAAUGGUUUGCUAUAUGAUAUCUGGACGUAACUCCUAGAAGCUAAACUUGAGUUGUUACUUGCCAUAGGUUCUCCUGCUUUUGCAACAAAUGCCUUUCAUAUGUGUAAAUAGAAAGUCAGCUUAUAAGAAGCCGUCAGGAUGGCAGAGAGAGAACAAAUCAAACGCACUCCAAAACAAAAGAGAAACCUCGCCAAACUGAAUCCAAACUCAAACAGAUGCAUCAUCAAAAGUCCGAAGCUGUACUGUUUGCUAGCCAAACUCCUACAGGAGAUUGUCAGGCGGCCGGGCAUGAAGUGGCAGGCGUCUAUGCGCCUUCGCUGCUGCCAGCAUCCAUGGCUUAGCAUCACACGGAAUCGAGUCAACCAAUUCCCAGCGAGUUUGGGCGCCUCCAUUGAAGAUGCAACCGUUUCUAGCCGCCAAAUACGCCUAAGGGUCAGAGUAAUCAGCGAGCAUGCCCCUUUUGUCUGGUUCGAGAAGAAUUUGAAGAAGCUAGCAGCAACAGGAGCUUGACCGGUUUGUUCUCAUCAAAGCCAGUUUAAGGGGCCAUAGUCUGAUGGAUUUUGAAGAGCUUCUCCAUGGUUUUCUCUUCUGUUCCUUGGUGCAGGGCCUGGUGGAAUUAUGCUGAACUGUAACAUUUUGGUACUACAGAAAAGUUCUUCUUAAGUUGGUCGCUUUGGGGGCACAUUACAUGUUUGAGAUGAACUUCUCUGUGGAGAAAAAUUGGGUGGCCUGUCCAUUUGCCCCUAUGUCUUCUUAUGUCUGCGAUUGUUGAACUGUAGCUUUGCGCGGGCCACUCCUCCAACAAUUACGGCCUUAAACCACUCAUCCAGUGAACUGGCUGUUAAAAUCGAUGCUUCUUUUGGUGAGCUGAUAUUAGUUGAUCACUCAAUGCUCAGUCCCUCCCGUUAAACUUCAGUAACAAAUUACCCCAGAAAGAUCA